This is a messenger RNA of Papilio xuthus (Asian swallowtail), 1844 nucleotides long. Its product is annotated as probable chitinase 2. Gene Ontology annotation, molecular function: chitin binding; chitinase activity. The record is from RefSeq and is a predicted model, not a curated record. Gene Ontology annotation, biological process: carbohydrate metabolic process; chitin catabolic process. The transcript is spliced from 10 exons. Gene Ontology annotation, cellular component: extracellular region. The coding region runs from base 156 to 1694 and encodes 512 amino acids. Lineage: Eukaryota; Metazoa; Arthropoda; Insecta; Lepidoptera; Papilionidae.
CAGUCGGAGGGAAUCCCGCGCGGAGAGUCGACGGUUUAAAAUAAAUAGUUUUUAUUAUAAAUUGGCAGUGCAUGGCUAAAAGUUGUACGAGUGAUACCAUUUAUAUAUACUAAGGUUUAAAUUUAAUUGGACAAUUGAAAUACAAAACCCUAAAAAUGGGGAUUAAAAAUAUAUCUGUCCUUUUUAUAUUAGCUGUGAUGUCAUGUGUUUUGAACUGUCAAAAUAUAUCAGAUUUAAUUUUUUUCCCAGAAUCCGGUAAUGGUAAAGCAGUGAUAUGUUACAUGACCACGUGGUCAAUAUACAGAACGGAUGACGCCAAAUUCAGGAUAUCUGACAUUGAUCCGACACUUUGCACUCAUGUCGUCUACGCGUUCUCCGGUUUUGACGAGAACAGGAAUACAGUCAAGAGUCUCGAUCCCGGUCUUGACACAGAUGGUAAAUUAGAGGGCGGAGGCUACAAAGCUAUGGCAGCUUUGAAGGAAAAGAAUCCUAACUUGAAAGUGCUUCUAUCCAUCGGAGGUUGGAACGAAGGCUCAUUAAAGUUCUCUAACUUGGCCGGAUCUCCCACUGCUAGAAAAACCUUUAUCAAAAGUAUACUUGAAUUUCUUACUACCUAUGGAUUCGAUGGUAUAGAUAUGCAUUGGAAGUUUCCUACGCAGAGAGACGGCAAACCAGAGGACAAAGAUAAUUGUGUAACUUUGAUGAAAGAAAUAAAAGAAGCUUUCACACCCGCAAGAUACACUUUAGCAAUGUCUGUGGGUGCACAGUACUACGUAAUGGAAGCCGCAUAUUCUUUGCCCAAGCUAAACGACUACGUGGAUUACUUUAUCGUAUUAGCUUACGAUUACCACGGUGUAUGGGACGGCGUAGUCAACGCUAACGCACCCCUAUAUGGUUUGAAUAAAGACGAUGUCUUCAGUAUUGACAAAUCAUUGAGAUACUUAAUGUACCAAGGAAUCAGCCCAAAGAAAAUUAUAUUAGGCUUGGCUCUGUUCGGUCGUACGUUCAUACUAGAAAAGGCUGAUACAGAAGAUAUUGAAUUCGGUCGUACUCCAGUCAAGAGCGAAGGAUUUGACGGACCUUAUACUAAAGAACGUGGUUUUAUUGGUUACAAUGAGAUAUGUAUGGAACUUACAAAGAAUGAUAAUGACUGGAUACGACUUUGGCACGAGAAGACAGCGACGCCAUACCUUCGUAAUGGAGACAAAAUCAUCACAUAUGAUAACGCGAGAUCUUUAGCUGCCAAAGUAAAAAAAGCAAUGGAAUUCAACCUUGGCGGAGUGAUGGCUUAUUCCAUAGACACGGACGACUUCAAGGGACUGUGCGACAGGGAGCCUGACUAUGUUUCAAUAUCCUUUAAAGGACUACACAACUUCGUUGAAAAGUUCAAUCGUAUUGCCAGUAAUCCAGUACUGCAAAAAGUACUCAAGAAUCUUAAUCUACCCGACGCACAAAAGCUGGGAAGUUUGAGCAAAUCAACAGAGAUCGCGCACAAGAACCAUCUCUGGACAACAGAGUCGAGUCCGAAUUAUCCAUUGCUCCGAGCUAUAGUCGAUUCUUUAACUCUGGCGACGGAAGAGAAGAUAGUCAUGACUGAUAUGGUUUCUCUUAUUAAUGAGAAACCAAAACCUGGAAAUACUGGUGUAACAACUAACAGCAUAUUUACAGUUGUCUGUUAUUUCUGUUUCCUUUAAACUACAAUAAUUAAUAGUUGAAAAGAAUAUUUUAUAAGGCAAAUUUUUAAGAGCUCAAGUUCGUAACACACUGGAAGACGCAUUAUGUAUUAAUAAAUAAAAUUAAAUUGUCAAUAUUAUGAUUGAUUAAUUUGUUUUUAUAUUUUCUAU